AUGGGCACUGGCUCUCCAGAUCGCCGCCCAGCGCGGCGAAGGAGGAAAUACGCCUAUCUUUGGGUGGUCACUGCCGUAGUGGGAUCGGGCUUGCUAUUCCUGAUUCUGGGCCUCACUGUUUUCAAACCCAAGCAUCUCGUCACCGCCGUUAACUCCUUCUCCCUCGCCCACUUUGAUUCCUCCGUCGAUAUACUCAAACGCCGCGUCUACCUGAAUUUCACCCUCGACGCCCAAGUCACCGUCGAGAACCCUAACUGGGUCGGUCUCAAGUACGCAAACACAACCGCUGUCCUCAGGUACCGAGGCAACGACGCCGGAGAGGCCCCCAUCCCCGCGGGAGAGAUCGGCGCGCGCGACACCCGCAUUCUGAACAUCUCGCUUGCGUUAAUGGCGGAUCGUCUUCUCGACGACUCUGAUUUCUAUUCCAAUGCCAUCUCCGGCACGUUGCAUUUCCAGAAUUUCGUAAGAGUCUCCGGGAAAGUCCGCAUAGUUUUCAAUAUUCACGUCGUCGCCUACAGCACCUGUGAUCUGGACAUCCAUCUUUCCACGGCGACGAUCACUAACAAGACAUGCCAUUACAAGACUAAAUUAUAG
Sesamum indicum (sesame) is the source of this 594-nucleotide messenger RNA. RefSeq lists its product as uncharacterized. Lineage: Eukaryota; Viridiplantae; Streptophyta; Magnoliopsida; Lamiales; Pedaliaceae. The record is from RefSeq and is a predicted model, not a curated record.